AAUCCUCUCUCUCUGGGUGACUGUUGGGCUCUAUCUAGGUUCAGACGAGGACAGUGAGGAGUACAGGAUCCAAUUGGGAUUCCAGUCCCCUCCCCACACCCGUCAGAGGGCUUGGUUGGGAAAGAAGUGAGCCCGAGCUAUGCGCCCCACCCCCAGCCCUGCGGGGCUUUCUGCCUGCCACACGCCGUCCCUGCUCACUACCCCAUCGGUUUCCUUCGGCAGUCUUCAAAGCCAGUGCACGUGCUCCCAGGUCUCAGGGAGGCGACCUAGGGGGAGGGGCAGAGAGAAGGGGGUCCGAGCCCUUGGGCCCCUAACCCCGUCCCUUUCCGGAGCCUCGGGUGCCCAAAGGCGCCGGCCGCUAGUCCCAGGCCCGAAGGGCCCCUCCCACUGAGUCGGCUCUGGUCUCCCCGCCCCUGAGCCGCGAGGACUGGACGCAGCCGGCUGCGGAGCUCUGGGCGGGCGCUGGGGUCGCCUGUUGCAGCCUCUCUUCCGCCCGGCGGCCCACACCGGUCAGGCCCGGCGCGGGCUGCGCUCUCCAGCUGUGGCUAUGGCCCCAGCCCCGAGAUGAGGCGGGAGAGAACUAGGGGCCCGCAGGCCUGGGAAUUUCCGUCCCCCACCAAGUCCGGAUGCUCACUCCAAAGUCUCAGCAGGCCCCUGAGGGAGGGAGCUGUCAGCCAGGGAAAACCGAGAACACCAUCACCAUGACAACCAGUCACCAGCCUCAGGACAGAUACAAAGCUGUCUGGCUUAUCUUCUUCAUGCUGGGUCUGGGAACGCUGCUCCCGUGGAAUUUUUUCAUGACGGCCACUCAGUAUUUCACAAACCGCCUGGACAUGUCCCAGAAUGUGUCCUUGGUCACUGCUGAACUGAGCAAGGACGCCCAGGCGUCAGCCGCCCCUGCAGCACCCUUGCCUGAGCGGAACUCUCUCAGUGCCAUCUUCAACAAUGUCAUGACCCUAUGUGCCAUGCUGCCCCUGCUGUUAUUCACCUACCUCAACUCCUUCCUGCAUCAGAGGAUCCCCCAGUCCGUACGGAUCCUGGGCAGCCUGGUGGCCAUCCUGCUGGUGUUUCUGAUCACUGCCAUCCUGGUGAAGGUGCAGCUGGAUGCUCUGCCCUUCUUUGUCAUCACCAUGAUCAAGAUCGUGCUCAUUAAUUCAUUUGGUGCCAUCCUUCAGGGCAGCCUGUUUGGUCUGGCUGGCCUUCUGCCUGCCAGCUACACGGCCCCCAUCAUGAGUGGCCAGGGCCUAGCAGGCUUCUUUGCCUCCGUGGCCAUGAUCUGCGCUAUUGCCAGUGGCUCGGAGCUAUCAGAAAGUGCCUUCGGCUACUUUAUCACAGCCUGUGCUGUUAUCAUUUUGACCAUCAUCUGUUACCUGGGCCUGCCCCGGCUGGAAUUCUACCGCUACUACCAGCAGCUCAAGCUUGAAGGACCCGGGGAGCAGGAGACCAAGUUGGACCUCAUUAGCAAAGGAGAGGAGCCAAGAGCAGGCAAAGAGGAGUCUGGAGUUUCAGUCUCCAACUCUCAGCCCACCAGUGAAAGCCACUCUAUCAAAGCCAUCCUGAAAAAUAUCUCAGUCCUGGCUUUCUCUGUCUGCUUCAUCUUCACUAUCACCAUUGGGAUGUUUCCAGCCGUAACUGUUGAGGUCAAGUCCAGCAUCGCAGGCAGCAGCACCUGGGAACGUUACUUCAUUCCUGUGUCCUGUUUCUUGACUUUCAAUAUCUUUGACUGGUUGGGCCGGAGCCUCACAGCUGUAUUCAUGUGGCCUGGGAAGGACAGCCGCUGGCUGCCAAGCCUGGUGCUGGCCCGGCUGGUGUUUGUGCCACUGCUGCUGCUGUGCAACAUUAAGCCCCGCCGCUACCUGACUGUGGUCUUCGAGCACGAUGCCUGGUUCAUCUUCUUCAUGGCUGCCUUUGCCUUCUCCAACGGCUACCUCGCCAGCCUCUGCAUGUGCUUCGGGCCCAAGAAAGUGAAGCCGGCUGAGGCAGAGACCGCAGGAGCCAUCAUGGCCUUCUUCCUGUGUCUGGGUCUGGCACUGGGGGCUGUUUUCUCCUUCCUGUUCCGGGCAAUUGUGUGACAAAGGAUGGACAGAAGGACUGCCUGCCUCCCUCCCUGUCUGCCUCCUGCCCCUUCCUUCUGCCAGGGGUGAUCCUGAGUGGUCUGGUGGUUUUUUCUUCUGACUUCUGCUUUCCACGGCGUGUGCUGGGCCCGGAUCUCCAGGCCCUGGGGAGGGAGCCUUUGGACGGACAGUGGGGACAUUGUGGGCUUGGGGCUCAGAGUCGAGGGAUGGGGUGUAGCCUCGGCAUUUGCUUGAGUUUCUCCACUCUUGGCUCUGACUGAUCCCUGCUUGUGCAGGCCAGUGGAGGCUCUUGGGCUUGGAGAACACGUGUGUCUCUGUGUAUGUGUCUGUGUGUCUGCGUCCGUGUCUGUCAGACUGUCUGCCUGUCCUGGGGUGGCUAGGAGCUGGGUCUGACCGUUGUAUGGUUUGACCUGAUAUACUCCAUUCUCCCCUGCGCCUCCUCCUCUGUGUUCUCUCCAUGUCCCCCCAUGCCCAGUUCUUACCCAUCAUGCACCCUGUACAGUUGCCACGUUACUGCCUUUUUAAAAAAUAUAUUUGACAGAAACCAGGUGCCUUCAGAGGCUCUCUGAUUUAAAUAAACCUUUCUUGUUUUUUUC
Pan troglodytes (chimpanzee) is the source of this 2671-nucleotide messenger RNA. It is a transcript of the gene SLC29A1, whose product is annotated as solute carrier family 29 member 1. The record is from RefSeq and is a predicted model, not a curated record. NCBI's taxonomy places the organism in Eukaryota, Metazoa, Chordata, Mammalia, Primates, Hominidae. The transcript has 13 exons. Gene Ontology annotation, biological process: uridine transmembrane transport. Gene Ontology annotation, molecular function: nucleoside transmembrane transporter activity. Gene Ontology annotation, cellular component: plasma membrane. Bases 627 to 2072 code for a protein of 481 amino acids.